Molecule: messenger RNA, 549 nt
Organism: Penicillium malachiteum
Lineage: Eukaryota; Fungi; Ascomycota; Eurotiomycetes; Eurotiales; Aspergillaceae
Product: cytochrome c oxidase assembly factor 1 family protein
Exons: 2
Coding region: 1-549 (182 amino acids)
Biological process (GO): mitochondrial respiratory chain complex IV assembly
Cellular component (GO): mitochondrial inner membrane
Source: RefSeq, a predicted model, not a curated record
AUGCUCACCUCACGCCUUACCCGACGUACGGGACUUUCCCAAUUAAAACAACUCUCUCGAAAUGCCCCCCGACGCACGAUGAUCCCGGCGCCAGGCCCAAACACCGGCCCAUUAAUGGAGCGACGAGCAGAUCGGGAGCUACCUAACAUCAACACGAACCGACGAUGGAUGCGCACAUUUCCUCUGUUCGCUGUGGCUGUCGGAGCUGCCAUGUUCGGUAUUUUCAACUACCAGAAGUCGUCAUCGAGUGUUGUUAGUAGCACAUUGUACGCCCUACGCACAUCUUCUCAGGCGCGGGAGAUCCUCGGAGAUGAGAUCUAUUUUGCGCAGCAGAUUCCAUGGAUUAGUGGAGAGAUGAAUCAGUUGCAUGGACGAAUUGAUAUUUCGUUUUGGGUUAAGGGGACUAAGACUACUGGAAAGAUGAGGUUUAAGAGUGUCCGACCUGAUCGGAUGAGUUAUUUCCGCACCGAGGAAUGGAGUCUCGAAACCGAAGAUGGAACCGUGGUGCAAUUGCUGGAUAAGGAUACCGACCCCUUCCAGCAACAGUGA